This is a messenger RNA of Geodia barretti, 2499 nucleotides long. NCBI's taxonomy places the organism in Eukaryota, Metazoa, Porifera, Demospongiae, Tetractinellida, Geodiidae. The record is from the annotation of a GenBank genome assembly.
CUUGUCUUGUCUCUGUAUGUUUUUCGACGAAUGAAUUCGGCUGUCCGCCCGUUCUCCUUGGCGAUGCUGACUUUGAUGGUGCGUCCAAACAGCUCCUUCAUGUUGAGAGCCGAAAUGGCCUUGUGAGCCGCCGUCCGCUCAAUGUAGAGAACGAACGCCACUCCCUUGCUCUCCCGCGUUUCUUUGUCUCUCACUAUGGUAACCCUGUUGUGUUGUCACGUGGAAAUCAUGUGACAAUCACGUGACAAUGUAAAAUAUCAUCACCUACUUUGCCACCUUUCCAUACUUGUCGAAUAUCUGGCAAUUUACAGUGGGUAAAAAGGAGCGAAAAUCGACUCUUUUUGUGAAGGCUUACUUGGUGUAGGUCGUUGUUGGUCAACUCAUACGGAAGAUUACUGGCGUAUACGGUGCUCUUACUCGGAGCCAGUCCCCCACUCAUGUUUGGUUGAGAGACAAGCUGAACUCUUGUGUACUUUGGCCUUUGGACCCGUGUGGUGAGAGGUGGAUUUGGCGCCAAGCGGUGGCCAUGUCAACGGUCGAGGAGGAGACGGAGGGUUCCUCGGAGAGGGAAAGCGGCAACGAAAACUUCGAGAGAGGCAUCCUGCGCAACGGUAGGAGGUACACCAACGUGUUCAAGCGCAUAUACCUCAAGUACGACCGAGAGUUCGACAGCGACGAGUCGGCAGGAGAGAUUCUGAGCGAUUUGGAAGGUUUUGCCGAGGACGAAGAAGAGAUAAACAGACAACAAAGAAAGCAGCUGCCACCAUGUCUCCUGCCAAGCCCUGCGUUGUCCUCGGAUUCAGAAGAAGACCAGGAACUAACUGCCCUCCUUCACCAGAAAGUCGUCAAGGUGAAGAAAGAGAUAUGCUGGGACGAAGAGGAGGAGAAACUGAGAAAAAAGAGUCAGUUGAAGAAGGUAGUGCGAGCAGACUAUUCGUCUUCCGAUGCUGAAAGUGAAACCAGUGACAGUGAGGGAACUCGCAGACCAAUACGACCGAGGAGGAGGAGGAGGAGGAGGAGGAAACAGUGGAAGAAAGGUUGUGGGUGGGUUUAUCUUGAUGGCGGUGAUGUCUCGGAGACUUUGUACGAGACGGAGUAUCCGUCGGAGUGUGACCCCUCACAGGUACAGUCUGAGCCGGAGGAAGUGGGGUGGAGUACCCCACCACCCCGACUGGAGUUACCCCGUGUUGCUUACUCCACACCCCGUGCACCCAAACAUCUCCGCCGGCACUCUGCAGGGUUCACGGACGAAGCCAUCAUCGAACUGGGCAAGAGACUCUCUGCCCCAAUCGCUGAACUGGGCAAGAGGCUCGCUGCCCCGAUUACUGAAAUGGGCAAGACGCUUUCUGACCCUGUUGCUGAACUAGACAAAACGCUACCCGUCCCAACUGCAAAACGGGACCCAAUUGCCGAAGAGGACAAAAUGCUACCUGUCCCGAUUGCCAAUCAGGACACCCCGAGGACCGAUGAAGGCAGCGACUUUGACAGCGGUGGAUUUGUGAGUGGUUAUGAUUCUGCGAGUGAGUACCUCAGUGGCCCGGGAGAAUGCCUUCAACAACGCGACCCAAACUCCGAUUCGGACAAUCUCGAAUACAUUGGUUCCCCCAAUUUCCCCCUGGUGGGCACUGGCCCCGGGUCCCCCGAACUCCUCCCUCCCCCUCUGCCCCUCUCACCAAGCCGGUUUGACGAGAACUUCCCUGUAAUUAGCGAAAACCAUCCGCAGGGCACCGACCGUGGAGGGAAUGGAAGAAAUUUGCAAGAUUUAAACAAGUGUGCAUCACCUAAAACUGAUGAGAGAUCAUGUGAUGGACCACGUGAUCCUCAUGUGACCUCACCAACUGGCAACACGUAUACCAACAUAACUUACGUCACCUAUUGCACAGGUGGUACCAGCCAUUCCUCCUGUUCUACUUGUUACAUGCCGCAAUGUUACCAUUCCUCUCAUCACCACCCUCACCGAUAUCCCUACUGUCACCACCCACCACCCUCACACUUCUCUUCAGCUCCUAGUACUACCACGUGCAACUACUGUCCUCUGGAAGCUGUCGUUAAUCGGGCCAGUCCCGAUAACAUCCACAAACUGGUCGAUCCUGAUUCGGUUCAAAUUCUGGUCAACCCGGAAAUUUUCCGUAAUCUGGUCGAUUUUGAAACCGUCCGCAAAGCGGUCGACCCGGAAUCUGUCCCAUAUACGGUAAAUCCGGAAGCUGUGAAUACCCAAGCAAAGAAAAGAAAGCUGGACAUUGAACAGUCUGACCCAUUGCCUAAUGGGACAGAGCCGCCACCAAAGAAACAAUGCUACUAGAUCUGUCACUCAUUAUUAUUAAUCUUCUUUCUUUAAAUACGUCAAAAAUGAAAUUGAAAAGUCUAAAAAGUAGUUAGAGAGCAGUUGUAGUGACGUGAGGGCUGCUCUCUCUCUCCAUGGUAACCAGCUCGGCCACCAUUUCCUUACACCAGGUAUCCAUGGUAACCUUGGCUAGGUUGUCAGGAACAACUGGAAAU